ACAAGAAACUCGAGCCUCAUCACUGUCUCUGUGUGCUCAAUGUUGCAAGCAAGCAGGGUGACGGUGCCUUAGUGAAAAGGCACUCAAAGAAGCAUUACCACAAUAAUUACAUUUGGAAACAGGCGACUGCGUUUACCGGUACCUUGCUAAAAUAGUAUUUUAUAUUAGUUUGAUAAUGUCGGUGGGCAUUCAGUCGGGAUUUUCAAGUGAAGAGGUUCUGAACGUUCGCUUCCCACUCCACCGGGCGUGCAGGGAUGGAGAUAUCGGUGCGUUGUGCUUGCUGCUUCAGUGCACCUCAAACCCGGCGGACCUAGCAGUGGAGGACUCUUUCUAUGGCUGGACACCCAUACAUUGGGCUGCUCAUUUUGGAAAGUUGGAGUGUGUGAUGCAUCUGGUGCAGGUGGGCUGUGGGGUCAACGCGGUGACCACAAGGUUUGCUCAGACACCCACUCACAUCGCUGCGUUUGGGGGCCACCCAGAAUGCCUGCUGUGGCUGCUGCAAGCUGGCGCCGACAUCAACAGACAGGACUAUGUGGGUGAGACACCCAUCCAUAAGGCUGCCCGUGCAGGCAGUUUGGACUGUGUCAACGCUCUCCUGAUUCAGGGGGCGAAAGCUGAUAUGAGGAACGCUAGUGGGCUGUCCGCCGCUGACCUGGCCCAUGCCCAGGGGUUCCGCGAAUGUGCUGAGAUGCUCUCCAAUGCGCAGAACCUGCAGCAGAACCUGACCCAGACCCAGUUUAACGGCUUCUGUCUGAACGAUACCACCCAGAACGGAGGCCACUCCCACCCUCUCAUCCUAGGGCGGAGCCUCCUUAACGGGGCACCCAAUAGAAAGAGAUCGUUUGAUAACAUGGAAGCCAAUCAAAUCAAGAAGGCCAGAACUGACGGUAUGGGCCUGCCGCUGGAGAUGCUGAAUGGGUCGGUCUGCGGCGUCGGAGAGUUCCUGAUGGAGAGCAUACACCAGGAGAGCAUGGAGUCAGCGCCACCGGCAGUGAGCUCAGGUGGGCCAGGACCCUUGGCGUUUGGGAUGAAUGGGUCUGCGCCGGUGCCAGGCCUGGUGGACCAGGGGGGAGUGGAGGUGUCCACAACGGCCCCUAAGGAGCUGGAGAUCUUCACUGUGGCCUCCAUGCAGAUCCCCUGUCGCUGCACUAACUCCUAUGCCUACCUGUAGAGACCUUAGAGUGCAUGUAUUGAGUUGAGUGUUGACCCUCCUAGUCAUUGUAUCUUGGUAGAAUGUCCAUCAGGCAUCAAUUUUAGUGCCAUUGUUGGGUUCUUGGCAUGAUAAUGAUAUAUUUCCGGGUUCUAGAAAUAAAGGCAUAAAUAGUUAAUUUAUUGUAUUCUACAUACAUGUUAAGAAAUCCAUUGCCUUGCUACCAUACUUAAUUGAUAGAGAAACAUUAGUUUUAUGUUUUGUUGUUAUACCAGGUUCUUUGAAUGAUCCACACAAUUCUUGUUAAAUAAUCUUGUGUUUUUGGCAAAGCCCCUUAGGAUGAGUGACUUCUGUUUUGCACAAGUAUCCCUCCACACCCUACAUUGCCCAAUGAUAACUGUAAUAAUGUUGUAAAAUUCUAAUCUACAUUCCUUUGAUGUAGAAACGCCCAUACCUUGGGAACAACUUACUGAAACCAGCCUCACUUGGUUUCCGGAGAAGAAUAGGGAGAAGAUUAGACUUCGGUUAGUUCAAAUCCUAGAGGCUGCACUGAAGUUUCCCUCCACAUCUUGAAUAUGCAAUGGCGGAAUUCUGACCUUUACGAAGUUAGACCAGUGGUUCCCAACUGUUUUUUAACCGUGGCACACCUUGAUGGGAUAGCAUUUCACUAUUAAUUUAUUUAGUGGUCAUGACCUCUUAUUUUAUCUGAUCCAUACACCAAAUCUAUUUUCUGUGACAAACGUUUUUUAUACAUUAAAUAUGGUUUGUUUGAAAUA
This is a messenger RNA of Oncorhynchus keta (chum salmon), 1926 nucleotides long. Its product is annotated as ankyrin repeat domain-containing protein 10-like. The record is from RefSeq and is a predicted model, not a curated record. Gene Ontology annotation, molecular function: protein binding. The transcript is spliced from 5 exons. The coding region runs from base 176 to 1171 and encodes 331 amino acids. NCBI's taxonomy places the organism in Eukaryota, Metazoa, Chordata, Actinopteri, Salmoniformes, Salmonidae.